GAGAGAGAGAGGGGGGGGGGCGUGUAUCAAGUGAGGUGACGUCUAUUGUGUUAUCUGCAGAAGGGAGAUGUUAUCUGAGGUAUCGGUCAUGAUAGAUGAAGGAGAGGGGGUGAUGGCGUGGGAAGGUUAAGGGGUGACUUCAGACGACCCACAUUUCUCACACACCCACCCUUUAGCGCCCCUUCAGAGGCCCUACUACUGCUGCAGGGUGCGGGAGAAGGGGAGCUGUUGUGUAGGGGAAGAUGUUAUGAAGUAUUUUAUAACCAAACUGCAAUAUUUUUUUAUUGUUCGUAAGGUAUGCAUGAAUCGAGUUUAAACAGGUGUUGCAAGUUGUGUAACCUUGUGCGUAUAGAAAGUAUUGUUUUGGGAUGUAAGCACGUAUUUUUCAGGAGUGCUUUCGAAGGCAACACAAAUUACUAGUCAGGCUCCCUUAAAUGCUCUUCCCCAAUGGGUCUCCUUCAUUUUUAUGUUAUGUGAUGCAGGAUUCUUGGCCAUCUAUCAUUAGAAUCAAGAAGGCACCACAAAAAAUAACAGUAACUUUCACAAGAGCCUGUUGAAAUUAGGGUAGUAAAAAACCGAAGCGGUUGAGAUUGCGGUCAUAAACAAGUUCAGUUGGUUAAAGUCAGAAAUAAAUAAGUAGAAAUAGUACUGCUUGGGAGGUGUUGUUUACCGUAUAGCAAUAGCAGCCACUGAUAAGCCUGUGUUUUGGAUGCUUGCUAUUACGUGAAAGUGAAAAGAAGGAAUUCCUUAAUAGAGUCAAUAAGUAGUGAUGGUAAUAAUAAUCUAACUAUAAAACAGCCUUGAUAUUCCCGCAAGGACAAAGACAAGUGAAUAUCGAAACUCUUCCCUUCACACGAGACAAAAUAUCACAAGAAUGCAGCGUUUCUUGGCUCGCACUCAGACAGAAUAUGAUGUGAUCGAUCCUUGAAAUCUGUGUUUACGCUUUUCUCCUUUAAACUUAUGCUGGCGAUGCUGGAGGGGAAGGCCUUGCUCUCUCUCUCUCUCUCUCUCUCUCUCUCUCUCUCUCUCUCUCUCUCUCUCUCUCUCUCUCUCUCUCUCUCUCUCUCGGGGGAAAGCGAAGGGCAGAUCCGAGACAUGACCCGUAGCUGUCAUAUUUAUCAGACACCUUGGACCCGCAUCACAGAAUAUGAAUGGAAAUAUGCCAAGAGUGGGGAGGCAUGAGGCUGGCUGGUUUAGAUUAUGAUAAGUACAGUGUUAGAUCUGUUUCAGCUACCACGUAGAUUUUUCAUCUUUUACUUACCCUGGGCCUGUAAAUGUUAUACAGUGGGGUGUGAGAGGAUUAAGUUACGUUAGGGUUCGAUCAUGUUUGAGUAUGUAUGUGUGUGAGAUAUGUUCGAUUAGCAUGUGUUUAUUCAUAUUUUUGGUACCCUGCAAAUGUAACGUUACGAAAUCAGGUGUGAUAAUACGAAUAGAUCAGGGUCAGGUUAUGUCAGAGUUUGUAGAUGUGCGAGAUAUGUUUGAGUAUUGCGUGUUUAUCUCAUCAUGUAGGGUAGUAAGCUAGGACAAGUAAAUGUGUGAAUUGUGUUGAACUAUUACGUUUAUUGCAUCCUAUAAUUUGGUUAUCCCGUCUGUGGUUAGUAAUCUUAUAUAUAAUAACUCUCAGGGGCGUAAAAAAGCUAAAUGCCUGAUACCGUUCACGGCAAGUACGUAGUCUUUGUAUGUGUUGGAUCGUUGUGUUCAUAUUAUUGCGUUUUGUUUCGUUGUUUUGUGAUUGAACAGUGAAAAAAAAAUAGUAUCGGUUUGAAGAGAAAGUAUUUAUAUGUGGGAUAUUAAUCUUCCGUUGUGGUUGUGGUACUUAAGUUUAUCAAUAAACCAAUCUAUCUAUUUAACGUAUCUUUUAGGGAAAAGAAUCAAGUAUUUCUCAAGUAGUUAAUUAUCCCAGGUAUCCAUCCAGUAUCUACCUGCUGAAGGGGAGAAAAAAAUCAGUAUAUAAUUCAUAAGUAUCUAUAAAUCCGUGAGAGAGAGAGAGAGAGAGAGAGAGAGAGAGAGAGAGAGAGAAAGUGUUAGGUAACAGAGGUCCUUCAUAGCACAGGUAAUUUACAGCCUCUCAUUAGCCCCUCCCAUGUGCACCUGAGAAGUGAACUGGCACUAUCUUGCUCUUAAAGAAGAACCAUUGUACAUAUGUAAAAUAUUCUUUUGAGUUUUUAGGAGUGAUGCGUAGAAAAUAACGAUAUUUAACUUUAAAAAUAAUAAGACAAUAAAAAUACUUUUAUUAACAUAUAUUUUUUAUAUCAAUAUUCUUUUCUACUUUUCAUGAUUUGAUAAUUUGUAAUCGUAUAGGAAACCUUUUAAUCGCAAUUUUUUUUUUUUUUUUGUACAGGUCCGGACCUUAGUUAAAAAGUAAAAAAAAAAAAAAUCAAUUCUUCUAUUAUUGAUGAUUUAAUCAUCUGUAAUUAUAGAAGAAUCAUAUAAGUGGGAUAUGUUACUUAAGACAUGAGGUGCGCCAGGGGAGAAAUUAGGAGAAAGUAAACAGCGGCAUCUGUGGCGUCAUAAUCGGCCUUGUCAUGAACUGGUGGGAGGGUAAAGGUUCACAGGGGUGUGAAGUGUGAAGAGGAGCCAUGCUACAACCCUUCAGUCAUAUCGUGAGUCUGAGAAUAUGAAAAAGAGCAUACAUAGCCGUGGUAGAUAACAGGAAGUACUCUACUUGUGAAGUUUUAUGUAGUAUUUCACCGUGAAAUUUUAUUUAUGAUAGUUGUGUUGGCUAAAAAGGCGCGUUUAGUAACGAUAUGAAUUAAGACGUGUUGCAAGGAUGUGAAUCACUAGGAAAUGUGCUGCAAGGUUUUAGUGUGUUUCAUGAUGCUUUCAUUUUUUUUUUUUUUUUUUACUAGUGGUUAAAAUAUUAAUGAUAACGGUAUUAAGGGAGAAAAUAUGUUGAUACUUUAUAGUAUUCCCCGUACUACUACUACUACUGUAUUACAAUGAAACCCCCUAGCCAGUUUAAUUCUCACAGACAUAAUGGUGUAAAAAGACGGUUAGUAACAAGGAGAGAAAAAAAAAAAACUCUUUACGCAUUAAAUUUAAUCCCUUUUACUGAUAGUAUUUUACUGUGAAUCCUCUUGGCAGUACCAUCUCAACUCUGCCAGACAUUUCCGGUUGUGCAGUCAGCCAGCCAACCAGCCAGCCAGCGAGGCGACGAACUGGCUGACAGCUGGGGUAGUGCAUUCUGAUAUAUUCCCCUUAAAUUUAGAGAAGACCGACGCUUUUCCCCUCGUGUACGUUCAAUUCGUACAUGUAGGCCAUCAGUAAUGUAACGCAUCGAAAACCUGUCUUCGUGCGCAACAGUUGGCGCUUAAGGUCAUCCGGCGUACGUGUCUCCGGAAAGAGUAUUAUUAUUAUUAUUAUCAUUAUUAUUAUUAUUAUUAUUAUUAUUAUUAUUAUUAUUAUUAUCAUUAUUUUUUUAUUGUUUUAAUUAACAUGUGAGGGAUUAGGUUUCACGUGGUAACGCAUUCAUUUUUAUUUAGUAGCGGUGUGGUAUUAAAGCAUGCAUUGUUGUGAAGAAGCAUAUCAGCUCUCAAAUCUUAUGACAGACACGUCACGCCAGGUAAUAAGAAACGUGGUAAAGAUAACACUUUGUACUGUACCACCAGCAGUAACUUAACAUCAGGAAGUUGCUGUUAAAUGUCAACGCGUAUAUCAUAUUAAUUAUAAACAGCUGACUCGUAAGACAGUACGCUAGAUAAUAAACCUGUGCUAUAAUAUCAGGAAGUCGCGAUGUAAAUAUCAAAGCAUUCAUUAAUUCAAGUGGUGGUGUAUCAUUUAGCUCAGAGACAAAACAUCAGGUAACUUGUGAGGCGUCAGACAAAUACAGCCCUUAUAUAUUGAGUUCUGGGAGGGGUUUACACAGGGCAAGGAGGAUGGGGACAGAAACACAUGUUAUUACGUCACCAAGUGUGUUGCCAAGGCUGGCUCUGGCUUGACGUAGAUGAUGUGGCUCGAUUAAGGAGAGGCAGGCUGUCUAUCAGGAAUAUUUUUGUCACCAUUUCUUCUAUCCUUACCGUUAGUCAGCUGCUUAGUUCAUUCGUUUGUUGAUUCGUGAAUUGGUUAGUUAGCUGGGUUUGUUAGAUGGAUGGUUGGUUUAAAAUGCAUAAUGUUUAAGUACAUAGGAGAAAUGGGAUAAGUUUUAGAAUAUUUGGUGGAAGUAGAAAUGCAUUCAUAUGUUUCUAAUUAAAAAAAAAAAGUUUAUUUUAAGGCCAUCAUUACUAAUACAGCAUUAUAUUAGAUAGAUAUCUAUUUAACUGGAUUAUAUCAGAGAUUUCAUGAAGACGUGCGUGGGUUGGUUUGACAAAGCGAAAGUUUUAAGGGGGAGGUGCCAUGUAGUCUCAUGUGCGCUUUGUGUGUGUGUAUGUGUGUGUGUGUGUGUGUGACUGGCAGGUGUGGCGAGCAAGCUGAGGAACUGGCCCCCACAUGUGCACGCUCAGUAACGUACACGAGCGGGUUGUGUACACAGUGAGCUCCAGCACGCACUCAAGGCCGCUGCAUGGAAGGGGACCAAGGCAGGAAUUGUGUGUUACGUUACGCUCGUGGUGUCCGCGGCGGCGUGGUCAAGUGUACGAGUGUAUUGCCACGCCAGGGAUAGACCUAGCCGUGACGCAGCCAGGAGGUGAGGCCUGCCGGGUGCUGGGACACUGUGAACUUUGUAACACGUAGUUCACCAUAAGACGAGGCGACAAGGGUGGGGCGGGGUGAAGGGAGGCGUGGAGAAGUGUGUCAGAAAGCAAGGCCAACUCCCAGAACUUACAGUGGUAAAUACAAGUGUGUGUGUGCGUGUGUGUGCGUGUGGGCUGGGAGGAAUCAUGUAUUGCUACUUCCGUCACCGCCACCAGUACAGCGACUACUACGCGGCUGUGUUUUGAUCACCUCAGAGAAAGGUCCACAGGCCCCACGCCACGGAGGCUCAAUAUUGAUCACUUGAAUAAUAAAAUAGUGCUGACGGAACGGAUUCUGUGAGCUGCGGCCUAAUUCCGGAGGCGUGAGUUGUCGCACUAUUUCCAUGAACUGUCUCAUGAAGUACCAAUGUUGUAGGAGGAAGACCAAGAUGUCUCAUGAUGCAUUGUGCUUUUUAUUUGGUGUCUUACCUAAUACUCCUUUCUUUGAAAUAGUUUAAACCCAAAUAUAUACUGACCGUGCAGUGUCGCGUCUCCAUGGGCUUACCCAGAAGAGGUGCGUGUUAAGCUGAUUAUGCUGCUCACAUUUUUUUUUCUGUAAUCUCUGACCUCGCCCUAUAGGACAACAUGCUGUCUCGGUUAUACUUCGUAAACCCUUAUUGAUAGUGCCCGUAUGCUCCACACCAAGGCUUUGCCCUUACUAGACGUACUCGCACACCUGCUCAAACAGUAUAGGUAAUGCGUUUUGUGGGACAGUAUACAACGCUAAGCUCUAUCUUGCAUGCUGGUUCAGGUGUUUUAGCCCUCUGAAUUUCUGCAUUCACGAUGAAAGCUUGCGCGCUCUCAAGGUUACGGAGCGUUAUGUGAAAGCCAUAGAUGCAUGGGCCAUAUUCUCGUUUGGAUCGUGCUCAUCAUCCUCGACAUCGUUACGCCACGCUCCCUCCAGCGCCGGAGGUGUGAGUGUGAGCAGUGAAUGGUGGUGUUGGGAGGCCCUCGGUGCUAUUUCGUCAUAACUGGUCCACUGGAUCUCGAUGAACAGAAUUUUCUCCCAGAAAACGUCUUCACCACUCACGGCUCAGCGAUGAAUUGACCGUGAUUGAGAAUGGAGGUGUACGCGUAUCGCCAACACACCCUUCCUGUUGCUCAGAGGUUUAUUUGAUUGUGAGCACGUGAUUUUUGUUUUACCUGAUAAUAUGUUUGCUCUGCGUCAGGUGGAGGUUUGGCAACACCGGUAAAGUUACCAUGGCAACAGUGUAGCGAGUUGCCAUCACAUCAUAUUCCUGGGAAAGUCUUUAAUAGUCAUUUCUCCUAUUCGCAGCUAAAUAACUGCAUGCGAGUAGUUUAGAGCGUCGGCUAAUAUUACCUAACGGUGCUGUUAUGAAGGGUAAGGGGUAGGAUUGGACGGCGAGUGCGUGAAAAAUGUGUGGUGGGAGUGGGAGCGAGCCAAGGGACUGGGCGCUCGGCAGGUCGACAGCCAGCUUGGGAGUUUUCCAGCUAAACAGCUGAUCACGAAAACAACCAAACAAUAACAAAUAUUCGCCCAGCCCAGGAGGGGAGGCUAAGGAGGAGUGUCGCGAGGGAGCGCUGUGCAGGUACUGGCGGGGUUGGUGGGGCAGGUGAGUUAGGGGGAGGCGGAGAACCGGCCUUAAGGGAGCCUCGCUCAUGUCGCCCUGAAAUGCUUUGUGCGGCACUGCCACCGUCCCUCUCCCUCCACGCCAGGCUGGUCCAUGCGUGGCCCUACCUUAUCAUCACCGCCCACCACCUUAACCUCUGCCUUUAAACUCACUGUAGUGCCGUGCGGUGUGUGCUGGGUAGUGGAGUGUGGGAUGUGUGUGCCGUAAUCGUGUAGCUUCAUACCUGGCCAUUUUUUCACCCCGGGUUGGUUGGCAGUGAGUAGGAUGGCGCGGUGCGGCUGUGUACCUGCAGCCGCGGGACUAUAUUUACGGGCCAACCCAGGUAGACGUUGAGUCUGUGCAGGACUUCGAACAUCUUGAAGGUUCCCUCGUAACUGUUUUUGGGGAACUUUGUAUUCUUCAUGACCACCCAUGUGUGAUGGCCACGAUUGUCCGGGAUUGCAGAACUGUUAACCUUGAUCAACACAACUCUGCUAUGGAAAGCCUGAAAAAGUUGCAGCUACCCAAGUAGUGGAUGUCAAGAUCUGGUGGGUUUGUUACGGGUGUUAAUUAGAAGUGUGGGUACUAAGCAGCAUAUAGGGGGUAAGUGACUAGUAUCUCUCUUCCCAUGCUUAGGGUAGCACAUGGUAGGUGGACAAGUGGUGUGUGUUGUUGUGUGAAGGGACUUGUCAAGUUUGUCAUGACAACCAGACGUGCAUCAGGCUUUAGGAAAUUAAUUGCACCUUGGAAACGUCACAUGUCAGGGCUUGAGAUUCCACCUCAUUGCUUGUAUACCCCACAGUUCCCUCUUCAGUAUGAACAUCUGUCCAUUUGCAUAAACAAGAUAAGAAGGCACAGCCACUUGACAGAGAAUUGUGACCAGCUAGAACAUUGCAGAGUCUUGCACUACAACGACCUUAUGCCAACCUUGCAGCAUUAUGAGUGACACUAACAGAACUGAGUCCCUUGGCAAUGCCCCUGUAUGUGUGCAUGAUGAUGCUUCAGUGUCACCCCAAGAAGGGUCCCAGGAGGGUCCUCAGAGCAAGCAAGCAGAGGUGACACAGAGCCCAGAGGCAGAGAAAACUUCUCUAGAAGCCACAGUACCUGAGGCUACAGGAAGUAAAAUUUAUUUGCAUGACAAGUAUCAAUCUGUGGACAAAGGUGAAAGUGGCUUAGGAAAAAAUGAUUGUGAUAGUAAGGAGAAUAAGUUCAGUAAAACAGAGAACCUAGAAGGCUGUGUACAGUUUGAUAUUUCUUGUGAACUAGGAAGAGUUAGCACUGAGACUGCAUUUAAAGAUGUACAAAGUGAAUUACCCUCAGCUGUAUCUGAGGUUAAAAGUGAUGUGAGCCAGGUACUUCACAGCUCCACACAGUUUUGUUUAGGUGCUACUGAUCAGGAUACCACUAGUGUUGAUAAUGGAAAUCCUGAGGGCAAUGUAAUGCUGAUGAAAAAUGAGUCAGAAGCAUCUGAACAAGUUUGUAAUGUUGAGGAUAUAGUUGUACAAAAGUGUUCAAAUGUUACAAGUCACCUUGAAAAGGAUGACUUGCCUGUUUUUGAUUCUGAGGCACAUUAUGUUAAGGUAGUCACAGAUCCUCUUAGAGAUGAGCCUGAUAGAUCAGAUUGUGAUAGUGGAAGAGAUGCCCAAUCCAUGCACCAUGGCGAGGCAGUGUCUUGUGAAAUAGCCAUGGAUACUGGGCCUGAUAGUAGUUUAGAAAAAGAUGAAGUAUUUAUUCCCAUUAGUUUGCAUGAUGAACUUAGUAAAAAUAUAGCCAUAGAAGUGACUGAAGACUUCCUAAAAGAGAAGGUGGACUGUAAGAAUACAGAGAGAACAAGAAAGGGAAACAGAUUUGAAGUGAACAGAGUAUUUUCUGUGCAGUCAAGACUGACUGAGGAAUGUGAGUGUGAUAAAGAAGAAGGUAGCAGUCAUUUGUGUCAUUCCAGCAAUGAACACACUGAAAAGGCACAGCCACUCUCUGCGCCCUCCACACCUGUUCCCUCUGCCUCCACCACUGCCAGAAAAGCCCUUAGGUCUCAGGUAUGCCGGGGCCGGAGGGUUUCCUUCCCUGAGGAUGAGACCCACCUCAUAUCCAGCUACUUGGAGCCAGUCAAUCCAUGGCAACAAAUGGGCGGCACAACAGUGGAGGAGAUAGCAGCAGCAUAUCGGGCAUCUUGUGACCGACACCGCACACAGCCACUGCCAGGGGUGCUGCAGCAGAUCAAGGCCCUGCCCCUGGUGUUAGGGGGCCGGGUGGAGUGCCUCAGCCUGCGUUCCCAGCGGUUGGACAGCAGCCAAUGUGAAGGCUUGGAGGAAAUCUUCCGAAGAGUUCAGUUCAAAAUAUUAGAUUUGGAAGGAUGUUAUUUAGAUGAUGACACUGCAAUUCCCCUCUUUGACAUGAUUGAGUUUUAUGACUCUGCUACCCAGUUGAACAUUUCAUGCAAUGACAAAAUUGGUUUCCGGGGCUGGCAGGCAUGCUCCAGGAUGUUGAAGAGAACCCCCUCUGUUGAGUAUUUGGAUGCCCGCAGCACCAACCUCAAUGAGACCAACAUGCCAAUACUGGGCAGGGCACUAAGGCUUGGGUCCCGUCUCCACACACUGCAUUUAGAGAGCUGCAACUUGACAGGUCGCCCACUCAUCAUACUAACAGCUGCACUUAGGCAAAAUGAGUCAUUAACAGAGCUCUACCUGGCAGACAACAGGCUUGGAGUCAAUGACUGCAUACAGCUUAGCAACUUGGUGCGAGCCAACAGCACACUCCUUCUGCUGGAUCUUCGCAACAAUAAUGUACAGGAUGCUGGGUGCAGCCAUGUUUGUGAGGGCAUUGCAGAGCAGCAGAAGCACCAGCAACAGCAACAGCAAGGGGAAGAGAAUGGGGAAAAGACACGAUGUCGAGGCCUGCGUUCCCUGGUGCUGUGGAACAACCACCUCACUCCGCAGUCUGCCCCACAUCUGGCCAACAUGUUAGCCACCACCAGGGCUCUGGAAACCCUCAACCUUGGACGUAACAAUCUGACCAGCGAGGGGAUUUUGCAGCUAAAAGAAUCACUCCUGAGGAACCACGCUCUACUUCGUCUUGGCUUACAAUCAGCCAGAAUAGCUGACGAGGGUGCAGUGGCCCUGGCUGAGUACACUGUUGACAACAGGGUGAUACAGCAUGUUGACCUGCGAGAUAAUCCCAUCCGUGUGGCUGGUCUUCUUGCUCUGGCCCAUUCCCUCCGCCUCAAUUCCACUGUUAUUCAGAUGGACAUAGAUUCUGAUCCCAGAAGUGAGCCAUCAGCAGAGCUGUCUGAACAGCAUCUCUCCCUCCAGAAAGAAAUUAAAGAAAUCUGCCAGCGUAAUCUUACCCAAAGUCACCUGAAAGCUGCGAGUCAAAUGAAGAAUGAAACUCCAGAAGGUGCUUCUUCCAAGCCUAACAAAGAGUGGGAUGCAGAAGGAGGUGUCAUCAGAAAGAUUUCUCUUACUUGUGAGACAACUGUAGUAUCAUCCCAAGAGAUUCGCACCACAGAAGUUGUUACUCGUGAGGAAGAGAAGCAGAGAUAUGUAAGCCCAGCUCCAAGUCCCUGUCCAAGUCCCUGUCCAAGCCCCUGCCCCAGUCCAGUCCCAAGUCCACUCAGGAACAACCGUUUCAAAGUGUUUAGAGUGGCAGAACCUUCAAAAAGUUCUCCAGAUUUAAUAGCAAGCACUAGCCAGCCCACUGCAGUAUGUAGUGCAGUUCAUGUUUCACAGUCUGGGAGGAGUCUGUCUGCAGGAGACCUCAGUCAGCCUCCUAAACAGAGUGGUGUGCGGCCCAACAGGUUUGGCAUUGGUGGGCGCUUCACGGUGACACGUGUUGCAGAGCCAUGUAGCUUGCCAUCUAGUCAGGUGUCUAGCAUGGCAUCAAGCUUCACAAAUACAAGCUCUGCACCUGGGCCAAAAAUUGUCAUAUCUUCCCCUGUUAGAGUUGAGAGAGGGUUUAGUGUCGAUGAAACAGUUUCAAAAGAAGCAUCUGAGAAGUCUGGAGAAAAGCAAGGAAACAAGGAUGCAAGUCCAGCUGUAGACUUUAAGGCAACAAAGCUUCCAGAGAGUGCAGCACAGUUUGGCAAAGCUAGAUGUCAGUCUGACAGUGAUACUGUUAUGGAAGGUGCCAACCUCAAAAAAUGUUUGCCAGAGAGCCAAAGGCCAGAAUUAAUGUCCCAAAGAUCAUUGACUGUGUUUAAGAGUAAUACUGAAUGUCAAAAAAUUGACAAAGACUGUGAUUCUCCAAAUCUGAGUGAGCUGACUGACAGUGGAUUCCUCGACGAAGGAAACUGUGGCAGAAGCAGUGGCAGUGUGUCACCAUUACCCAGCACGGGCAGUCCUCGCACAGUUCAUGAAGGGGACAGAGACUCCCUGCUAAGCUCAUCAGUGGACAGCACCAACCAGGAGGAUACAGGCCUGGGGCUCCCUAUGGAGGAGUCAGAGCCAGCUAUUCCAGUCUCACCAUGCAAUAUUCAGCAGUUUGAUAUCAGCUCAAUUCAUGAGCCCCCAAAGAGAGCUCCUUUGGCUGCCAUGGAGAAUGGAAGCUUUGAUUCUGACAGUGAGGACAGUGAGCUAAUGACACAGUCAUCUGAUUCCACCCACAGUGAUGAGGUGCGUAUCACCACAGAGCAGAUCGAGCCAAGACAGGCCUGGGGUUCCAAGCCAGAACAGCCUCAGGUGGGCAUAGCCUCAGAAGCAGUAAUUGCCCCAGGGGUCACUGAGUCGGGCUAGAACAGCCAACCAUUUUAUACACUGAGAGUAGAGUGGUUGGGCACAUCAAAACAAGAAGACUGGUCACCCAACAAGUUAACUACAGACUGGCAACAUUUUCCAAUAUUGUGAUAGUAAAUAUAAAUGCUUUGUAACAUUUAUGUUUAUUUGGUCAUCAUGCUUUACCUCAAUCAAUCUCAGUUGUAAAGAUCAAAAUCAAGGAUCUAUUGUAAAGAUAUGAUUUAAAUGCUUUCAUGAUAUUACUUAUUUGUUAAUUAUUUCCAACAUUUAAUAGACAAAAUGAUGUAAACUUGAAUUACCCUUGAAUAAUUUGGGAUUGUGCAGUAGUGUAGAUGUCCUGAGUCAAAAAUGCCCAUUCAUAUGGUUUAGGAUGAAAGUGAAGAGUAGAAAGCCAUAAAUAUUGUACCCUUAAUUUCUUUCCAUGUGUUUUUGUUCAGUUCUCAUUGCUAGUUUUCAGGCAUAAAAUUCAAUAGAAUUAGAAAUCCAUAUUUAAUUCAUGUAAAUUUACAUCUAUAUAUCAUUGAAGUGUAUUGUUACAAGAUCCUUGUCAUCACUGUGCCACACACAUGGGAUCCUUUAGCUGGUCUCAAUAUCAACAUGAAAGGGAGUUCUCCACAGAAUACUAAAAGAAAUAACAUACUUUGGGCACUUUGUUAGUCAUAUUUUUACUGAAAACCAAGGCUGUGUGACCCUACUUUUUAUUUUAGUAUAGCUUUCUUACACAAAUGGCAUGCCUUUUUGAUAUUCUUUUACUGAAACCUUUAUCUAAGACUGAAUUUUGAUGAUAAUACAAAAUUAGUGCAGUUUAUGUUGCAGUUGGUUCAGGCAAAUUGCAUGUGAAGCAAAGAGUGAUGUCAUGUAACAAGAGACAGUAACUGUCACUAGCCAUUACCUUGAGUUUGUCUGGCAUCCACCCAAGUGAGGAGGGAUACAGAGAUGGUGCUUAUUUCCCACUGCUUCACAUUGUUCCGCUGCAUCACCCAACAACUCUUGAGAUGCUCAACAGUGAGUCAUACAUUUGUGCUCUUGUUCAGUGCCAGUCAUAAUUCUUUCACUUGAAUCUUCCAGCAUGGGAAUUUGUAAGACUGAAGUCUUGCACCAUCAUUUGUGGCAGUACAAAUUUGCAAGAGCAAGCCAGAUCCCCAGACUUGUUGUCACUUUUACAGUAGUAAUGAGUAAUGUGUAAUGUGUGGCCUCAGUGCCAACAGCAGCAGACACUACAGCCCUUUUUUUUUUUUUUUUAUGAGUAUAGCUAUGGGGAACAGUACUUGACAGUACAUGCUGUUGAUUUUCAAUAAGUAAUAGCAAUUAUAAUACAGUAAAAUUUGUUGACUGCUAAGCUUUAGGAAUGCUGAAAUCUCAGUAUAAGCUGCUGGGAUAGAGAUUAAUAAUUUAGUUGUGCUGUGAAUUAAACUUUUUUUGUCUGUCAUUUUUUACAACAAUGAGGCCAAAUUUAUAGAUAAAACUAAUGUUAUCAGUGUGAGACAGUUGACAACCUAUUGUAGGAGAAAAGAUUUACAUAAAAAAAAAAAACACUAUAAAAUUUUUUUCUUCAUUAGGCAGAGCAUAUGUUGAUUUGUUGCUGAGACUUGCUCUUCUUAUUAAAAAUUAAUACGUUCCCUGUGAGUGGUGUCAGAACUGCACAAUCUGUUAUUUUUUCCUGAAGGCACAUGCCACUUGUUUUAUUAAAAUGAUAAGUUUGAAGAAGGAUGUUGAUACAGCAUUGACAAUUAAUAAAUUUUGUAAUGCAUGAGCUGUAAAAAGAAAAUUGUAUCAUACAUUGCAAAAGUGAUAAGUAACAGUUAAUAUUUGCUGAUCAAGAGUGUCAGUGAUGUAUCUCUUGCAGCACAUGCUUUCAAAAUUAUGUAUGCCUUUCUGUCCAUCAAGUUAGACUGCUAUCUGUGUGUUUAAUGACUGAUUCAAGACUUAUCUUGGAAUGGUAAAUUGAAAAGUAAGCUUGAUGAUGAGCCUUAUAUAACUUGUAGAACUGCCCUAGACUUUGCUGGCAAAAUUUGAAAUUUAGUUUGGGACAUCCCCACAUAGUAUGCUGGUGAGACACACUGGAUCCCAUGUGACAAUGCUUCAGUGAGAAUUGUUGAACUAUCUUUAGAAGGUGCAGCUGUUAGUGGUGCAUGAAAAGAAGAGCAAUUCAGACUUCUGUGGCCCCCUCUUUUUAUUUCUUUUUCGUUAAUUAUUAGUCGUGCUCACAUUGGUUUCAUUAGAAUACACUCAGUAGAAAUAUCUGCACCCCUUGAUGUGUGGAGUCUGAGUGGCAUUGAAUGUGGCUUCUCGAUAGAUAGGUCACCUUUUAGUUAAAUUACCGAAGGCACAUUGUGAGUGUCAUGACACACAUCACACAAUCAGAUCUAGCAGUCCUCCCUGCAGAUUAAGUUUGGGGGCAAAGAUGGUAUAUUCAGCUAAGUGUAGGUGAUGCCACAAGGUGAGUGCAGUACCUGAUGUGGUCAGUCACUGCCCCUCACCCAGUGUUUACUGGGAUCCCAGGGAUACCACACAACACAGGGACCUGGUUUGUUUACAUUUUGGUGCUAAUUGUUAAAUAGUUAGUUCACUACAGUUUAUUUUUCCCUUUAAAAGAUGUGCUUUGUCUAGUUUUGAGGGUGCAUACUGAAUACAUGUAAGUGUUAUGAGGUUGCAGUGUUGAUAAUGAGAGUAAGCUUAUGAUCAACUAAUGUAAAGAGCAGUGAGUUUAAAUAUAUAUAUAUAUAUAUAUAUAUAUAUAUAUAUAUAUAUAUAUAUAUAUAUAUAUAUAUAUAUAUAUAUAUAUAUAUAUGGAUGCAGUGAUUAUUGUUGUCUGCCAUUGCUUUCUUCACUGCUAGAGGUACAAAUUUAUGAGAGGGGUUGGUGAGUCAUGCACAUUAAAGGAGCUACUGGCUUUUAUCAUCUAUUCUAAUCAUUAUAAACUUCAUGAAUGCAUUGUUUUUCCCAUUUUUAUGUGUAUUUUUAAACCUUUGAUUACUGAGUUGAAAUGUUUUGUAUUUUCAUACUUUGGAGCACUACCUGGCAUGAUGAGACCAUGUAAAACCGAGGUAUUUUAUGAAUGUCUUAACUGCAGUAAAUGUCAAAUUGCAGAAGAAUAUUUUCUUAUUUUCUUGCAAGUGUUGUAAUACUGUAUAUGUUAAGAGGGUUGUGUUUGCCAAAUGUAGACACCCCCAGUCGCUCAUAUUGUAAUACCUGUUAACUCAGAGAUAUCCUUCAUUAUAUAACUGCCUUUGCCACCAAACAGUAAAGUUUAUUGUACAUAAGGAAACCUUUGUGACAACAACACUUAUUUUGAUCCAGUUUGUUAAACCUAUAUUCUCUAUCAAAGUCCCAGGACCUGUAUAACCUGUCAUCUGAAACUUAAAGUGUUCAGAGAAGGAUCAGAAUUGGUGUUGAGAGAAAGCACUGACAAAUGUGCUGAUAUAGAGGGCCUAGUGCUUUGACCACACUGAGCCCCACCCUCCCCAUACCAGCCAUCACACCAGUCCCCCUCCCCCAUCAGCCUGCACCACCACCUCAGCAACUAGUGCACUCUUCCUCCUUGAAAGAUAGGAAAUGAGGAUAAAAGCUGAAAGAAAUGUAUAAUGGUGAUUUAUUUUAUUUAAGAUACUUAUGUGACUGUAACAUAUGUAAUCCUAGCAGGGUUUGUGUGGAUGAAGCCUUUUUGUAGUGUUGAUGAAACAAUGCUUAUGAAUAGGAUGAAAGUUGCAGAAAACCGUGUCAGGUCGUACAGAGUGCAAUCUGCCACCUCCAGCUGUUUCUCCACACUCCCUCAGAUGUAGCAGCAUAGAAACGUACUAUAUUGAUUAAGCCCGUUGUUAAUAUUGUUGUUGAUAAUCUUUUAUGUCCUACUAAAAAAAAACAAUAUAUACAAGGUAGUAGUGUACUUGUUUUAUAAGACUUAGUGGCAUGUGUUAAGGACUCUUGUCUGCUUGAGAAUGGACCUGUUAUGUGAGGCAGCGUGGCAUGGGGCUUUGUUGUACCUGCUGGGUGGUGGGCCUUGCCUCCCUCAGCUGGUGUGGCGUGUGGCAUGCUGGUCCUCGGUGGAUGCCAUGAUACGUGUUUCAGCUCAGUGUUCUGUCAUCUGUCCCGCCUGUUAUGCCGAGGAUGAUGUAACGUUGUGAAUGUGAGGGAUAUGCAUUGAAUGGCAGCGUUGUUGUUGUUAUUGUUGUUUGGGCCUUGUGAGCAGUAAAUGUUGCAGUGGUUCUUGCAGCCCUAGUGCAAGGAAAUUUUCAAGAUAUGGUAAGAGCUGAGUGUUUUCUUUUAUCAUAAUAUAUAAGCAUGCUCAGCUAAUUUGUUCUUCACAUACAAUAAUGACAAUUAUAACAGUGUUGUUAUUCAUUAAGUAUGAACUAUUUGAUUCACUGAAUGCAGUCUCCAUUUCUGUGCUUCUUAACUCUUUGUGUCAAGAAAUUUGAAUAAGCUUUAGUGUUGUAUUGAGUUUUUAAUGAAGGAUACUUACAAAACUUUCAUAGUAUGCCAUACAUAAAGAUGAGUAUGGAUUUCAUUGUAUGAUUUUUGGGUAUUUUAACUGAGCAUAAGCAUAUUUUUUAAUGUUUUUAAAGGGUAUUACAGAAGACAGUAAUGUUAAGACUUCAAAGCCUGAGUCAUUAGAGUCGUUGGUCAUCGGCCAUCAGUCUCUUCAUUGCACUCCUUGCUGGUACUGACAGUUCUGCAAGCCACACAAAGGACUCUGGCUCUUGGGUCUUAAGACUCUCAGGAUUAACUAUAUAGACUUUCAUUGAUCCUCCCCAGUCCUCCCCUUAAAGUAAUCUGUCUUGCCAAACAGCAGGUUUUGAACAAAGUAGAUGGGUACUUAAUUUGUAAGACUUCUCUGGAUUUUGUAUGUACUUAGGUUAUGGAUUGCCAUGAGAAUGUGAAUUGUGAAUGGGUGUUGAGCUGUGUGAGCGUGUCAGAAGUGCUGAGAGUCCCACCCCAGAACAUGAGGAGCUGGACCCCUCAUCUGGGUGUUUGUAUUUCAAGGCCUCAAAGUUGCUGCGUAUAUCAUGUGUACAUAAACCUCCACCACCCAUGAGAACAUAUAUUUUAACUGCUAUGAUCACCAUCCCCAGUUCAUAACCAUUGUCACCAUUAUCAUGAGUGUGUCACCCCCACAUCUUCAUCCCAAUCCACAUCCCCCACCCAGCCAGUGCAAUUGUAAUAGAUGGCCAUUCUCAGGAGGACUUCCAAGAUCUGUUAUCUCAGGAUCCACAGCAGCACGUAGUGAUGUCAUAGCCUCAAAUGGGACACAUAGUGGAUCUGGAAUUCCACCUGUAUUAGGCAAGAAUGGGACUUGAAUGUUAUCCCUUUGGCAGCAGAGAUACUUUUGCAGAUGACUUGUGUAGAUACAGCUUUACUUGCCUUCCAGUGAUGGAUGAAGGCAAGGAAAGGCUGCUGAAGGGAAAUUGUGGAUAGGCAUGUUCAGAACUUGAUGGUGUUGGAUUGUACAUUAUUGCCCUCAGAGGAAUGUCUGGUAGGUACCCUGUGUGUUUCAGUUCAUAAUCCCACAUUUGUACCCGGUGCCCAGCCAUAUCAUUCAUUCACAGCUCCCCAAGUUGACUUUCUUUAGUCUUUCACCCCUCACAAACAAACAAGGACCCAUUUUGAUACCUUAGCUGAGUAUGAUAGUAGUCGUCGUCAUCCCAUUACUGCUUGAGGCUGGACCGUCACAUCCAGACAGUAGGUACCUGAUUGUCAUGUAGCGUAAUCUCGCCUCGCCACCCACCCACCACCACACUAAGCAGGACAUGGUACACUGUGACAAAUCCGGUAAACCCUAAAACAACCAUAUUGACUUAUUUUAUGCAUUAGAUUUCCCCCUUUUCCCCGUGCAUUUAUCAUCAGAGUGCAAGGGUCAUGUUUACAAGAUUUAUAAAAGUUUAUGUAUUUGUGUGUGGGUUUCCAGAGAGAUUGCUGGUGAUGUGUGUUGCAGUUACUUACAUAAGAUUGUGUUGAGAGCAACCAUUCUAUUAUUAUUAUUAUUAUUAUUAUUAUUAUAUUUAUUUUUUUAUUAAUUCAUUUAUUUAUUUAUUUAUUUUUUAUGAUGUUGAAUGUGUGAUAGGAUGAGAGAGAGAGAGAGUCCUCCCAAGUCCAUCCAUUGCCCUGUUCCUUCCCCGCGCCAGGGAGCAGCCCGGCAUAAUAAUACUACUAAACUAAUACUAGUAAUACUUUAAGUGUACAGCAGCCUGCUGGGGGAUCGUCGGCACAAGUGGCCCGCUAAUGGAAGAUCCUGUUUCCAUUUUUGUGGCUUUAUGAUUUAUAAAAGACAUGGUUUUUACAAUAAGAUGUAUAAUAUUUAUAUAUGUAUUUAUUUCUCUAUAGGGUAUACAUACAUAACACAUGAUGCUAACGCUGCUAUAUUUUCAUUAGAUGCUAUUUAUUGUUGUAUAGCGUGAAAGGGAAGGAGACUUGUGAUAUCCCGAAAUAUGAGCAGGUGCGGUAAAUAUUACAUAUAUACACACCCUACUGUUCUGCAGGCGGUGGUGUCAUGACGCUGGGGGAAGGUCGCGAUACGUGCUACGAGAAAAACUAUGAGUCACGAGGCGGUUCACAGGAGGAGGAGGAGGCGGCGGUAGUGGUGGCGGUGGUGGUGGUGCAGUAUAGUGUAGGGAUGGUGUAAACACUUCGUAAACCCUCUACAGUAUAUCGAAAUUUUUGUGCGUCCUCCUCAAGACUGGCACACUGGUAUUGUGGGAGGAAAGCAAGUGUGUCUCGUCAGGUUAUAGGAGAGGGAGGCGUUCUGCAGGUCACUGGAGGAGGGUGGUGGGAGGAGUCCGUGAACCAUCCUGCUGAACAAUAAACUGCCCACGUUA
Messenger RNA from Scylla paramamosain (green mud crab), 17777 nucleotides. RefSeq names its product protein phosphatase 1 regulatory subunit 37-like. Lineage: Eukaryota; Metazoa; Arthropoda; Malacostraca; Decapoda; Portunidae. The record is from RefSeq and is a predicted model, not a curated record. Gene Ontology annotation, cellular component: lamellipodium; plasma membrane. Gene Ontology annotation, biological process: cell migration; regulation of Arp2/3 complex-mediated actin nucleation. The transcript has 3 exons. The coding region runs from base 7177 to 10965 and encodes 1262 amino acids. Gene Ontology annotation, molecular function: protein binding.